AGCUCAGUUCAGCUGGCCGUCUAGAAAAGCCCGGGAAAAUCAAAACAUCAAAUAUGGCGGAAAGCAAAACAACAACUGUUUCUUCUACGAGGAAAUCAUCUCAAAUAUCUAAGUUAGAUCAUGAAAGUCUGAAUCGAUAUAUAACAAAAAUUGAACCUUUGGACGGGGUUGACCCGUAUAGCAUUGAUCGCAAUAAAUUAAUUGGAUUAAUGUCACUUUCAAAAAAGAAUCUCCCGGAUUUUAGUUUUGGAGAUAUUUACCAGUACCUGAUCAAUACGCCUAGCAAGUUGUUCAACGGACAGACCUUGAAGGCCUACAAAUCGCUUG
Molecule: messenger RNA, 327 nt
Organism: Owenia fusiformis
Lineage: Eukaryota; Metazoa; Annelida; Polychaeta; Sabellida; Oweniidae
Source: the annotation of a GenBank genome assembly